AUGGAUUCAUUACAACGACGUCAUUUAAUUCAUGUUUUUUUAUUUUUAACUUUUGUAUUUAUUUUCGAAAUACUUGCUUGUCGAGUCAAUUUUUCUUCUGGAUCGACAUUUGAAACCGAAACGGAUGAUGAAAUUAAAGCGAUUGAAGUUUACGGUUUACCACUGACAAUUAUUUUAUACUUUCUUAGAUUAUUAGCACUAUUACCAUUACCAGUAAUUAUUUGUCAUACAUUUGGCCUAUUAGUAUUUAACGUAUUCAAGGAAAAACCCGAAUUACUUUAUUCUCAAUUAGUUUCACCAGGGAUUUGUAUUCGUGUUGUUACAAGAGGUGAUUUUCCGGAAUUAGUACGUCAAAAUGUUGCACGAAAUAUUCAAACUUGUGAUCGUGUUGGUCUGCUGAAAUUUAUGCUUGAAGUUGUGACUGAUAAGCCAAUGCAAUUGGAUACUGACCCACGUGUACAUCAAACCGUAGUGCCAGAAAAAUAUACAACAUCCACAGGUGCUAUGUACAAAUCGAGGGCAUUACAAUACGCAUUAGAAACAACGUUACUCAAUUCAUCAGACUGGAUUGUCCAUUUAGAUGAAGAAACAUUGUUAACUGAUAAUUGUCUUUAUGGUAUAUUGAAUUUCGUUAAUGAUGGACAAUAUCAAAUUGGUCAAGGAUUGAUCACCUAUGGCAAUGAAAAUAUCGUUAAUUUAGUUACAACAUUAGCCGAUAGUAUUCGUGUUGGUACUGAUCUGGGAUUAUUACGAUUUUGUUUAAAAGUAUUACACGCUCCAUUGUUCCUGUUUAAAGGUUCGUUCGUUGUAUGCCAAGCAGGUUGUGAAAAACACGUUACAUUUGAUUUUGGACUACGAGGAUCUAUAGCGGAAGAUAUGUAUUUUGCCAUGGAAGCAAUGUCAAAAGGAUAUCGAUUUGGUUGGAUAGAAGGUGAAAUGUGGGAAAAAUCUCCGUUUACAUUUUGGGAUUUUAUUCAGCAACGGAGACGUUGGAUUCAAGGCAUUAUUCUUAUUGUUCACGAUAAAAAAUUACCAUUCAGUGUAAGAUUUUGUUUAGGAAUUGGAUUAUAUGCAUGGCUCACUGUACCACUAACAACAUCCAACAUUUUUCUAACACCAUUAUGUCCCAUAGCUCUUCAUCCGAUUAUUAAACUUUUAGUGGGAUAUAUUGGAGCAGUGACUAUUUAUUUGUAUUUACUUGGUGCCGUACGAUCUUUUAGUAUGGCACGUCUAGGUUAUUUUCAGUUUAUUCUGCGUGUGAUAGGUGCGGCAGGAACAAUACCUUUAGUGGCAGUCUUUGAAUGUAUUGCGAUUAUUUGGGGUAUUGUAACACCCAAAAAUAAAUUUUAUGUUGUUAAUAAGCAAAUAGCGCAAAUUUUAGUCUGA
Messenger RNA from Didymodactylos carnosus, 1386 nucleotides. NCBI's taxonomy places the organism in Eukaryota, Metazoa, Rotifera, Eurotatoria, Philodinida, Philodinidae. The record is from the annotation of a GenBank genome assembly.